Molecule: messenger RNA, 1427 nt
Organism: Aspergillus sclerotioniger CBS 115572
Lineage: Eukaryota; Fungi; Ascomycota; Eurotiomycetes; Eurotiales; Aspergillaceae
Product: purine and uridine phosphorylase
Exons: 1
Coding region: 205-1338 (377 amino acids)
Biological process (GO): nucleoside metabolic process
Molecular function (GO): catalytic activity
Source: RefSeq, a predicted model, not a curated record
CUUCCACCUACCCUCUCCACUGGCCAUCUCAUUCACCUUCUCUCUUCAACGCGACCUAGAUCUCACACACUUCCACACCGAAACUACCUACCCAUCCACGCAACUCCGAGGAGCCCGAGGUCACCAAACCCACAGAACAACCGCGGUUACCCCGAGACAGCCUGCUUCAUGCGUCGAUCGCGACUGCCGCCGUGAGGCUCCCGCAUGAUGUCAAAGAGAGAUUUCUACUACGAUAACCAUGCAGAACUCCUCCAGGGUACAUCAAAGAGGACAAAGUUACAACAUCAUCAUACUCCCGGGAACGUCCUGAGAAAUAGCGAUUAUAUAGUCGGGUGGAUAUGCGCCAUAACGACCGAGUAUGUUGCCGCCCAGGCAUUUCUCGAUGAGGGACAUGACCGGCCGGACUACGUAUCCACGAAUGACAACAACGACUACACACUGGGGAGGAUCGGAAAACAUGAUGUCGUGAUUGCCAUCCUGCCCGAUGGGGGAUACGGCACAGCCUCUGCAGCGAGCGUUGCCAGAGACAUGCUACACAGCUUUCCCAAUAUCCGCGUCUGCCUAAUGGUUGGAAUCGGAGGUGGUGCACCAAGCCCAAAGCACGAUAUUCGUCUGGGUGAUGUCGUUGUGAGCACUCCUCAUGAAGGCUAUGGCGGUGUGUUUCAGUACGAUUUUGGCAAAACUAUACAGGAUCAGAGCUUCCGAUCAACGGGUUUCUUGAACCAGCCACCAGUAUUUCUGCAGACAGCAGUGAAUGGGUUAAAGGCCCAGUACAUGAGCGAGGGCCACUGCCUUGAAGAAGCAGUCAACAGCGUCCUCGAGAGAAAGCCCAGGCUGCAAACAACACAUAAGCGACCGGACCCAUCAAGCGACAGGCUUUACCGCAGUGAUGUUGUCCAUAUUCCCCAUUCUGACACUACAAUCCAGGAGGAAAGCUGCGCGAUAGUCUGUGGCGAUGAUCCCUCCAAACUGGUCGAACGUCCUGAACGGACCGAGGGCAGAGAUAAGCUAGUCAUCCAUUACGGUUUGAUUGCCUCUGCAAAUCAGGUUAUGAAAGAUGCUUCUAUCCGAGAUAGACUGUCAUCGGAAAGAAAUGUUCUAUGUUUUGAAAUGGAAGCAGCUGGGCUAAUGAAUCACUUUCCUUGUCUGGUGAUCCGGGGCAUAUGCGACUAUUCAGACUCUCACAAGAACAAGGAAUGGCAGGGGUAUGCAGCAAUGGCGGCGGCUGCAUAUGCAAAGGACCUCCUCUCGCGAAUUCCCUCGGUUAUUGCUGAGGCUGGGAAGAGGAUAUCUGGGGAUUUUCGGGAUGGUAUGACGUUCCACACCCGAGCAAAGUAGUAGCCAGGUUUUAACAACACUCAUAGCCAGCGAGGUCAGCAGGAUUGGCCCUUGGCAGGCCACGACCGACGCCAAAAUAGAUGAUGAAA